Messenger RNA from Zeugodacus cucurbitae (melon fly), 1179 nucleotides. RefSeq lists its product as uncharacterized. The transcript is spliced from 3 exons. The record is from RefSeq and is a predicted model, not a curated record. Bases 152 to 832 code for a protein of 226 amino acids. Lineage: Eukaryota; Metazoa; Arthropoda; Insecta; Diptera; Tephritidae.
CAGAUGAAAUGUUGCAGAAACGCCAUAGUUCAGUUUAGUGUGAACUGUUGUAGGCGACGAAACGCGCGGAUGACGUGGCGUAUACGUGAUACAGUGCGUGUAAAAGAACUAAAUUAUUUACAGCAAAUCUACAGUUAUCCUGCGUGCAACAAUGUUGCCUCAGUCUUACAUACAAGCAACGCUAGUAAUUUUCUUGUUCAAUCUAUCACAACUGGUCCACUGUCGUCCACAAGCCACGGCAGCAAACUCGGUUUCUGUUAAUCCGCUGCGCAAUGGCCGCUAUAUACCAGAGUUGCAUGGCGCCGAUCGUGGCAAGUAUACACCCGACGAAAGCGGCAAAUAUCAUCAUAUUAAAGUGCCCUAUGAUGGCGGCUAUGGCGAUCGUGGGCAGGUGUACGUGCAUGAUGAUCGUGGUCUGCCGCAGCGUCAGUUCGGCACGCUAAAUGGCCUAAGGUUGGGACCGAAGGAUCACUUGCGCUUCGCUUUGGAUUUCAAUUAUGACGGCAGCGGUUGGCAAAUAGUGCAGUUCGAGUGGGUGAAUGACGAUGAUGUGAAGAUGCAUUACGACUACAAGUAUGAAAAGCAAUUGUGGCCGACGGAGGAAGGAUAUGCGAAUGCUGAUGUGGCAGCUGAUUCGGAUUCUGAUGCGCAAAUGGAAACAUCGGAUGGCGAGACUAAUGUGCAUGUUUCGGGCGAGUAUCAAGAUGACAUCUAUAACGUGAAAUAUUCGGAUGAUAAUGCGCAAAAUACUCUGAGCCAAAUCGACAUACAAGCGACUAUAACUGAUGUACUGGAUUACAUUCAGACAAAUGUAUUGCCAACGCUCCCUUAAAGGGGGAUUAUUUCCCGUGGCGAAAACAUCCUACUCAUGCUAUUUCUAGCGACAUAAUUUUAUAUAUCUCAAAUAAUACUAAUAUAUUCGAAUAUAUUUUUGCUUUGGCAUCCAGCUCGACCUUGACCUUGAAAAAUUGGAACUCAAAACAUUUUAGUGACGUUAUUAUAACUUAAUCAUCUAUAACCGACAUCAGUGCCAGAUGUUUCGUCGAACUUCUCUUUCCACAUUGAUUGCUGAUUCGAUAUGGAGUCUUUCACCUGUUCUAAACAAUAUGUAUUAUUUGUGCUAUUAAUCGUUUACCAUAUACAGUGAUAAAUAUAAUUCAAAAACCUGCAAAAAGCAAA